AUGUGCCACACAAUUGGCUGUGCUUGCUCCGGGCAUCUGCACGGCGUUGCUUCUCCCAGUCCAUCCGUUCCCUCUCAUACGCUUGCUAACCCAACCAUGGAGUUCUCGAGGAAAGAGCUGGAAGACAUCCAGCGCGUUGCCGGACUCCUGAAUCUCAGCGUCGAUGAGUUGCUCCAGCAAAGCCGCGAGCGCACCCACAAAACAAUGCCUGCAGAAAGCCCACGCCAACAGCCCCAGCAUCGUAUAAGCCAACAGCGGCCAUCGCUCUCCGUUGACGCCGAGGCCUCGCCCGUCCGCUCACCGACGAUUCAGGAUGGAGACUUCGAUCUCUUGGAUUUCGAGCUGCCUCAGCCAGGCAGUGCAGGAACUGAUCCCGCUCGUCCAUCACAUCGCCAGCCAGCGCAGCGCUCGGGCACCGACGUUAUCCUCCUAAAUCCCCACUCCCCGUGGUAUGACUGCGAUGCCGCCUUAUUUGGCUUCGAUGACUCCUUGGGAGAUACGCUUGGGUUGGAUGAGAGCAACCUCCCGGCUGCAGACGCAGCUAGUUCCUACAUUCCGGCCUCAGCGAUGCAAAUCGAUUCCAGCUCAGUAAGCGGUCAGACUGCUCAGGAAGAAAGCCAGGGAGAUGGCCUCGACGAUGCCUCCACAGACUGGGCCCUGGUUUCGCCGCCUGAAUCUCUUGCCUUUCACACAUCAGCUUCUCCUUCCACGGCCUCAAAAGACAAGCGUUACCACGUAAUUGUUCCAAGAUCCUCAAAAUCGACUAGCCAGUCAGCGUCAGAGAACUCCUCGUACAGGGUCAAGAAGAAGCGAAGUCCUUACGAGGGGUCCAAGAAGACCGACACCCACCUGACCCGGCAGCUGCACGCCUGUGUCCGGUGCAGGAUGCAGAGAAAUAGGUGCAUUCCAGACCCGGCGAAUCCUAGCGGCCCGUGUUUGACGUGCCAGCAGCGGACCGUCCGGAUGAGCAGGUUACCCUGUCUGCGGUACAUGGUGACGGACAGCAUACUUUUUCGAACCGGCCUGGAUUACAUGCCUUUUUACAAGGCACAUCCAAUGAUCGGGCCACACUACGGAGACUUCCAUUUGGAACGGCAAUGGGUAGAAGGUCCUUCAAAGAUGCUGUGCUUAGGGCAGGUUGGGGCAAUGCAUUUUCAGGUUGAGCUUAGACGGUUUGUGCCGCCUGCAGACUCUGGAGACGUCGAUCUCAAGGGGCGGCCGAUGUACGCCGUUCCCUACGCCAUUGCCGAUCCCGACGCUGUUGUCGAGGCCAUCACCGAGUACAUAGACCACGGUAUCACGCAGUACAUGCGGGCAUAUCUAGAUGACACGGAUGAACUCGUAUGGAAUAUCUUCCAAGCAGCCUACCGAGCAUCCGUGUUUCCACUUCCGAACGAGAUGCUGAAGAAGACACUUCGCCUCUGGGUUGCUUGUCGCUUUAUUGAAUCCAAAUGGAGGUGCUGGACAGAGACUGGUUGGGCCGACAACGAAAUCCGAGCCACUAAUCCCCAGGAUCCGUUCUACCAAGACCUCGACUCCCUGCCGCCGUAUCUCGACUACCAAUUAGCCUCCAUCAUCAUCCAUCGCAUUCUCAGUCCGCUGCGGAAAGACGUGCUUCGGGACCUCCAAAGCACAUUCAACGUUCACAGCCCCAAGGACUGGUUUGCAACCUUUCUAUCAUCUUUCAUCCUCUUGCAAAACUACGAGAUGCAGAUGCAAUUCCAACGAGAGUUUGCGGCAAGAAGAAGGGCUGCGCAGUUAUUCACGCCGGGCUUCGACUGGAAUGCACCAAGGGUCCGCCGCAUGGCCCGGCUGGAUGUGGAACAGACCAUUUUCAUGUCGCAGUGCCGCGAUGUUGUGGUCAAAAAAGGUAAGGAGCAAGUCCGCGCUCACGAUAUAUUUUACAUGAUGGGUGCCGAAACAGUCCUCUUAGCACAGCAGCAGACCUGGGGGGGCCUCAAGUUGAAGACGGGCUGCACCUUCCACUAUCUGCCCGUCUCAGGCGACUGGCCAGCGGAAGUGAGAGGGGAACUCGCCUGGGGUCCGGAAUCCUUUGGCUCAGAGAAGGACUACACCCUGGUACUAAGCGAGCAGGAAGUAUCAGAGGUCAAGUCUGCUCUGGAACACUUUAACGACCUCGGCUUAUACGGCGAUGCUGUGUCACCUGAAACCUUCCCUUUGCCAACUCUUGGCCCGAAGCUCGUGCAAGUUGCAGUCGAUAUCCACCAGGGCAAAGGUUUUGCUGUAGUUCGGGGUUUAAGCCCGCAGGACUUCUCUCCCGAGGAGAACGUCCUCAUCUUCCUGGGCAUCUCCAGCUAUAUUGCACCCAAACGGGGACGGCAAGACGAGGACGGGAAUAUGCUUAUGCAUAUUCGUGAUGCAAAGCUGUCCAAAACACCUCAGCAAGACCGGCCAACCCGGUAUUCCUCUAGGGCUUCGACAUUUCACACCGACACAUUCUGUGAUAUCCUCGCCUUGCAAACCCGUAACAACGCCGCGAGCGGCGGAGCAAGCUUACUCGUUUCUGCCUGGACAGUGUACAACGAACUCAUGAGAACACACCCCGAAUUCCGCGAGCUGCUUGCGCAGCCAAUCUGGUCUUUUGACAGCCGCGGCAAAUUCUUUGAGUGCAGCACGCGGCCGCUCCUGUUCUACCAGGACGGGCGCAUCAUGAUGAAUUUUGCACGCGAGCCCCUUCUUGGACUAGACGGUGUCCAGCGGCCAGAUGGCCUGGGAAGCCUCUCGCAGGAGCAGCGGCGGGCGCUGAACAUCCUCGAGGAAAUUGCCAAGCGCAACCAGAUCUCUGUCGACGCCCAACCCGGCGACCUCCUGUACAUCAACAACCACGGCGUUCUCCACUCGCGUGAGGGAUUUGUUGACUGCCCGGACUCCCCGCGCUACCUGGUGCGCAUGUGGCUGAAGAAUGAGCAAUUGGCGUGGAAGCUCCCACGGGCGCUGCAGCAGGGCAACUCGAGGAUUUACGACGACAAUGAGCUGGGUGAGCGGUGGAACAUUAUGGAGAUGCCGAGGGUGCAGUUCCGGCUGAGCGAGAGGCUUACUUCUUAG
Messenger RNA from Canariomyces notabilis, 3066 nucleotides. Its product is annotated as Clavaminate synthase-like protein. Bases 1 to 3066 code for a protein of 1021 amino acids. The record is from RefSeq and is a predicted model, not a curated record. The transcript is spliced from 10 exons. Gene Ontology annotation, molecular function: oxidoreductase activity. NCBI's taxonomy places the organism in Eukaryota, Fungi, Ascomycota, Sordariomycetes, Sordariales, Chaetomiaceae.